Messenger RNA from Cylindrotheca closterium, 4671 nucleotides. Lineage: Eukaryota; Bacillariophyta; Bacillariophyceae; Bacillariales; Bacillariaceae. The record is from the annotation of a GenBank genome assembly.
AUGACACUUUCUCAAAUCCCCUCUAGUCCUUCCUUUCGGUCUUCUGCUGUGAAUGCAGUGGCAAUAAUUCCAUUGCUCAGCAGUGAUCGGAAAGGACAGGAUGAUGAUACCACACACUCGAGCAGAUCCUUUCAAGAACUCAUGGAGGCACUUGGACGACACAAGGAUCAAUCACAACCCUGCUCACAAACGGGAGAUGACAUUUUGAUAGUUGUUCCAAACUCUAGUUUGACUCGCCCUUCAAACUGGAAGUAUGAUAAUACUCCUCUCAAGAACUUUCAUUGGGAAUAUGGCUGCCAAAGAUUAGCCGUCUUUGAUGGACGACCUUACAAUUCAAGAAUGGCCCAUGACAGACUCAUCAAUCACGAUUUGACUCGAAACUGGAUUGAUUUGUGUCCUCACCGGAGAACUGCAGCAUUGAUUGGGGUUCUCAAUAUGCGAGAUGUCCCAGACAUUGAAACACUUCUCAAGGCGGAACAAGAGUGGCAACAAUGGGCGGAACGGUAUUCCACCCCGCCUUAUGAGGUCACAGCUCAUGGGCGUGAUUUCGAGCGUGAUUUUGUAGUACAGAGACUUUUUGUGUUUGAUAGUUUCCACGAAGAUAGCAAGGUUGAUAUGUCGACGACGUCAUUGGGAUCCAGUUUGGUGGCUUUUCCACCGGCCGAAGGCGACAGCUCUACCAAAAUGAUGGACAUGCACACCAAUGUCGUCGUGACGGAUCUUGCAGUCGCCAUCUUUCAAGAACUAGAGGACAGAAUUCGAGAAUCGGACAUGACGAUUGGUUCGGAUGGACAACCUUUGUCUUCUGCGGCUGCGCGAUCUCGUUUCUUUCAAUUGGCUCAAAAGCAAGGCGAGGGGGAAGACGAGGAGGGUCCGCAAGGUUCUUCUCACUUGAAUGUUAAUGGCUUAGCAGCUGUCGUGAGCUCUGAUAAUCAAUUGGCAUCAUCCGCUUCCGCGGCGAACAAGAAUCGGCAUCCAAAAGACCGCGAGUCGAUUCAACUCAAGCUGAGCAAUGCUGUUUCCAAGGGAUCCAGUUCGGAGGCACAGCUGCUGACCCCACUCGAUGAUGUUUGGGACUACUCCGAGUUGAAGCCUUCAGACGCCCAAGAAAUGCUUCGCCGAGAAGUUGGACGACGCGAGAAAUUUGCGGCCGAUCUGUCAUUGCUCGCUGGAUCGCCCUUGGAUGCCUACGAACGGUACAUGAAGGCGGCAGAUUUGUGCAAGACUUCCUGUCCUGAUCCACUUUGGUACGCAAGUGCGCUGGAGGGAUGUGCGGCUGCUCAUGUUGCCAUGGUGGAAGCUGGGGGGUACAAUGUGGACACAUAUUUGGAGUCGGCAUUUCAGCUACCCGACGAAUUCAUGGCAUGUUCUGUUGCAUCCGGAGAAAAGACAACCAAGCAAACAAUGUCCAAGGUUGUCAAAGCGUUGUGUGACGAUUCGCUACGAGUCCUGAGUCGACAUCCACGAUUGGCAUGCUUUCGGGCCGAAUUGCUAUUGAAAUUGGCUUGGUACACGGGGGAAGUGGAAGAUACUCACAUUCGCUGCAAAUGGGGAAUUGGCGAAGGCUGCUUUGGCGGAGAUCCUGCCAGUGAAAAGCGUCGCUGGGAGGUCCAUUCCUCGACUCAACUUAGUUUCCUGGAACUCAGGAACAAGAACGGGGAGGAUGUUGUUCGUCUAAACACGUUGCAUCGAUUGCAGGAAUGGACAAGGGUCAUGCACGUUGCUGUAGCAGCAGGCGCUUUGGAUCCAGUCACUCGUGCUGACGUUGCUUUGCGUUGUGCUUCACUAUGUCUAAAGGGAUUGCGACCAACCGAUAAGCCAACUUCUGCAGUGCGAUCCGAAGAGCGGAUCAUAUUCAAUAGAAAGGCAUCCUUUUUUGCCACUGCUGCUGCGGAAGCGCUUUCCGAAAUUGAUGGACAGGCUCCUGAUGACCGAGCAAGUGCAAUGUGGGUCACUGUAUCGAAAUUGUUAUCAAAGAAGAGCAAUGUAUCGAAUCCAGGAAACUAUGGGUGGGCAACACUAAGAGCUGUUGCACUCCAUGCGCUCUCGAUGCAGGGGCUGAAAGAGACGUCGGAAGAUGCUGCGGUACAACUUCUUUCUCUCAUGGGUGAAAUCAAGCCUGUCAAGACCAAAUCUGAGUCAAAUGCUUUCUUUUCAAGAUACGAAUCGCUCGAGACUGACGAUGGUGAGAGCAAGCAGACGAACGAUGACAGCAGCGUCCGGUCAGACUACGUCGAUGCUGGAAGAUCUGUUGCAUCUGCCGCUCGAACGUUUGUCAGAGAAAAGGCGAAAGACGCGAUUCGAGGUCGUCAAAAGGACUUUUUCACUGGUCAAAACCAAAACAGCAACACUUUGUUAGCUGUUGCACAAUCGAAAUGGGUAGACGACGACCCAGUCCCAUCUAUCCUGUUGCCAGUUGCGGACUUUUCGGACAUUUCCAAUACUAUUCUUGCUAUGCGAGCUGUUUGGUCAGCAGUCAAAUUUGACAGCUGCGCCACUGCACAGCAAAAGUUGACAAGACAAAUUUCCAAUCUUCGAAAAUCGAAUCCAACCUCUUCCUUGCUCACUAACACUCCGUCAGAUAUUGCGCUGCACCUGCCAAUCCAAAUCACCGCUGUUGAAAUUGGUGGUUCUGAAUCCAGGGCUCCUCUCGAGCGUAAAAAAGUGAAAGUAGCGAAGGAGGGUGAAGAGGGUGGUGCCAUGGCUACCUUCUUUAAUCCGUACGCAGCCAAGAGCAAGGAAGUUGAAGCAACACUGAUUCCCGAAGGGGAAGAGCGAUAUAUCUUGGUCAAGUUUGCAAACAAGCUAUCGAUCCCUAUGGAAGUCCCACGCUGCCAACUUGAAUUCGAUGUUCCCAAUUCUGUCAGGAUUAAGGCUCCAGCAAUCUCGUUUGUGAUUCCUGGCCAGACAUCUGAUUUCGCGGUACAGUUCCCUUUCAUCUUCUUGAAUGAAAGCGCGGAAAUCACCAAGGAGCAGAAUUCGCAAGUCUUUGGGGUCAAGGGACUUUAUGUCACCUGCCUCACUAGAUCGUUCUUCCUCCCUCUCGAGGUAUCUAGCUCGGAAGAUGACGCUGCGAAACAAGAAGAAAUGCACAAUAUUCCAAAAUCUACCUCGCUCUACCCCAGACGGGACUAUGACGAGGCAAGCUUGGAGAUCAAAUCUCCGCGUUUGGAAGUUGUGUCUGCACAGCCGAACUUAUUGAUAUCUUUUGCCACAUCUACCAAAUCUCCUCUCAGCGAAGACGUCGUUAUUCCCGCUCCAAUCGCAGAUGGCGAAACCUUUACCAUUCCCAAAUUGUUGUUGAGCAAUAACCCUGGGCUUGGCAGCAAUGGCCAGAUUGAAGAACUUUGCAUAUCUGCGAUUGGUUUGCCAGGUCUUUCAGAGGUUGUUUUGUUCGAUUUGAACAAGCCUGUCGAAACUGAUAGCUCCAAGGAACAAUCGAAACCUCUCUCGCUGAAAGCAUUGUGCACUGGCAUUGACACGGCCAAUCUGAACAAUCCUCUGAGAGCUGCGAAAGAGUGUUCCAUUUCACUCCAGCUGAAGGCUGCAACUGAUAUGGGAUCACACAACAAGGGAGCAGAAGUGAAACUUCGGUUCCGGUAUCGAGGCAAGCAAGCUUCUUCAGCGCUAGAAGUUUGGAGGACUACAGAACUCACUCUACAUGUCUUGAGGAUCAAGGGUCCUCGUGUUUCAUCCAUUACAUUCCGCCCGGACCUGGCCUGGGGCAGUGGGUAUUCUCAGCUGUGCACGGCACUUGCUGACCAAGACAAGCAUGCAAGGUAUCGAUUCGCCAGGCAAGAAAAAAAGGAUCUUCCAAAGGCUGGAAGUUCGGACAAUACGGAUUUUGUUCUGAAUCGCCUUGGCAAAGACCCUGGUGUUCAUAUUUGCGGCGAAAAGGUGGUCGUUAUUCUUUCCGUUGCGAAUGAGACUGCUGCAGCGAUUCGCCUCUCUUCUCCAGACGGUGCCAUUGGAGGAUUUGAUGGUUCGCCUAUCGAAACCAUGGAGGUCACUUCGGGAAUAAGUGCCAAGAUUCCAAUUAUUCUUCCUCGUGUGGAUCGUUCCUCCGAUAUUUGCGAGCGACUCCGAGAGUUGACGACCCUUUAUUGGGAAUCGGAAGAAGCCGAAGGAGAUGCGAAAGCUGAAAUUGAAAGCAAUGGAUCGAUGGUGCCAGUCAACAAGCGCGUCCGAAGUGGUACCAUCAAAAUCCCGAUGCACUGCUUGAAGACCAUUGUGGACGAGCACCCUACGUUUUUGUCUCGCAUCUGCAAGGCUCCAUGUGCCAUCGCAGUCGCUGGUGGUGGGGGAGCUGCCGGAUCCUCGCAAGUACAAAAGGGUGACUCGGUAGACUUGUCGGUCCAGGUGGAACUUGCCGAUUGGAUUCCAGCUGGAUUGUUGGACAAUAAUAAUUUGACUUUGGAAUUCUGCUGCGCUCCCAAGGAGGGAAGCAGCAAGGGAAAGUCAUUCAUUUGGUGUGGCCAAGUGAAGAAAACCAUUCCCAAGAAUUCCAAAUCUUCCCAUCGUGCCCGGGUAAUCUUCCUCAGCGAGGGCGAGUAUGUUGUCUCGGCAUGCGUCACAUUUAAGAGAAACGAUGUGGACGAUGAUGUCAGGGAGAUCUGGUGGGCUCCCAAAGCACAUGCCGUCAAGGUUGGAGACAGUCUACUGAAGCAAUAA